AUGGAUAUAAAAACCUUGCUUGACAAUCUUCAUGAAGAAGUAUCCUGUUCUGUGUGUAUGACCACAUUUACUGAACCAAAGAUACUACCAUGUUUGCACAGUUUCUGUCUUCACUGCUUGAACGAGAUUUUACGAACAAGUGGCGGCCAUGAUAUGAUCGCAUGCCCUGAAUGCCGAAGAGAAGUUCAAGUUCCUAGCAGUGGAAACCUCAAGGAUCUGCCAACAAACUUUCGUAUCAACAGUUUGCUAGAUGUGCUGGCCAUCAAAGAAUGCCAUACUGCUAGAGUGAAAUGUGGAAACUGCGACGAAAGUAGCAGACACAGUUCCUACUGUUUUCAGUGCUGUGCGUUCUGGUGUGACGAGUGUAUCAUUGCGCAUAACUUAAUCAAAGCGAAUAAAGAGCAUCGGGUUCUUGCUCUGAAAGAUUUUGAAGAUCAAGACAUCGAGGAUGUAUUAAAGCGGCCGGCAUUUUGCCAACAGAAGCAUCACGAAAAAGAAGACCUCAAGUUCUUUUGUAAGAACUGUGAUGUUGCCAUUUGUAAUUUGUGUGUGGCAACCAUCCAUGAUGGUCACGCUAAGAUUGUUCUAGAAGAAGUAGCAAGUGAACGCAAGAUACAAGUCAGGUCUGUGAUCGAGACACAAAAGAAAAAUAUUGAACACAAGAAAAACGUAAUCGCUGAUCUUGAAAGACAGUGUAACCAUAUUGAAGCGCGAGGCAAUGCAGUGAAGCGAGACAUCCACAAGUUUGCUGAAAACAUGAUCGAAUUCAUUGAAAAAAAGAAGAAGGAAAUGUUAAACAAAGCUGAUAAACAAAUUAAAGAAUCCCUUGGAUGUGUGCGAACUCAACAAUGCGAGGUGAAGCGUCAAGUCAAACUUCUUGAAACAGCAGUCGAAAAAGCUGAAACAUUUUUAAAACGAUAUACAAAUGCCGAGAUUGCACAGAUAGAUAAGUCACUGAAUAUGCUCUUACCUGAUGAUGUCAGCGAUGUUGGAAAACAAGCCGCAUCUGACCUUGAAGGUCUUCGUCAAUUCCGUUUUAAAGAAAACAAAACAUUACUUGGCAGUCUUCACUCUGACGGCAUCGGCUCAUUUCAAAGUUAUGUAACAAACACUUGCGCUCAUCAGUCAACUGCCGAAGGGAAAGGAAUCAAUGAAGCGAUUGUUGGACUUGAAUCAAACUUUUUGUUAACAACGAGAAAUGCCGAAGGAGAACAAUGUUACAAUGAGCGUGACUCUGUAACCGUGGAAAUAAAAAAUCAGCAAGGCCAUGACUGUGCGACAGAAGUUCGACUCAAAGAUGAGAAAGAUGGUAGCUACAAAGUCAGAUAUUUCCUCAAAGAUACAGGAAAAUGCCAAGUAUCAGUGAAAGUAAAUGAAGAACACAUUCGUGGUAGUCCAUUUCCUAUUAAACCGAAACCCAGACAGUUCAGACACGUGUUAUCUUUUGGAAAACAAGGCUCGUCCGUUGGAAUGCUAUGCUGUCCAUAUGGAAUGGCAGUGAAUGAACGAGAUGAAAUUGCAGUGACUGAUAAUAAAAACCAUAGGGUUCAGGUAUUCAGUAGUGAUGGAACUUACUUAAGAUCUUUUGGAGGAAAGGGUGAUAAACAGGGCGAGUUAAAUUGGCCUGCUGGGAUAGCAUUUAAUAAAAAUAGUCGCAGUAUAGUAGUAGACGGUCUUAACUACCGAGUUCAAUUGUUUAGGGUGAGUACCUGAGCCAGUUUGGUGGUAAAGGAAAUCUUGAUCACCAGCUGAGGGAUCCUCUUGGUUUAUCUGUCGACAGGAAUGGAAAUAUUAUUGUUGCCGAUAAGGGCAACAAAGUUAUAAAAACCUUUUCUCCCAGUGGCCAGUUUUUGUAUAAACUUGGUGAAGAUGAAGGUGAAGGUGAAGGUGAGGGUUUUACUUCUCCUUUUCACUGUAUUCAAUAUGACAAAUAUCUAAUAGUGUCAGACGAUGGUGAUCAUUGUAUCAAAGUGUUUGAUAUAAAUGGCAACUUUUUGUACAAAUUUGGAAAUAAGGGGAACAGGGACGGGGAGUUUAACUCACCCCGUUUUUUGUCAGUUAACAAGGCAGGACACCUGAUGGUCUGUGACAAAAACAAUGACAGAGUUCAGGUAUUUGAACUGAGUGGUAAGUUUAUAACAAAGUUUGGAAAACAAGGGAAUGGGCCAGGAGAGUUCAAGGAUCCAACAUCUACAGCAGUUCUUAGUGAUGGUAGGAUAGUUGUAGCUGAUUGGUUGAACCAUCGCAUCCAGAUAUUUGAGUAA
Messenger RNA from Pocillopora meandrina, 2264 nucleotides. The record is from the annotation of a GenBank genome assembly. Lineage: Eukaryota; Metazoa; Cnidaria; Anthozoa; Scleractinia; Pocilloporidae.